Molecule: messenger RNA, 1428 nt
Organism: Hypanus sabinus (Atlantic stingray)
Lineage: Eukaryota; Metazoa; Chordata; Chondrichthyes; Myliobatiformes; Dasyatidae
Gene: leprotl1
Product: leptin receptor overlapping transcript like 1
Exons: 4
Coding region: 115-510 (131 amino acids)
Biological process (GO): late endosome to vacuole transport via multivesicular body sorting pathway; negative regulation of growth hormone receptor signaling pathway
Cellular component (GO): endosome
Source: RefSeq, a predicted model, not a curated record
GGGAAGUAACGUCAGCAGCUUGAGGAGGCGGGACUUGAAUGUGACGUAGGCUUGAAGGGGGCAACGACCGUGGGGUGACCGCUAACCUGGAAGUGGAAUUUAUUUGUUGUGGCCAUGGCAGGGAUUAAAGCUUUGAUCAGCCUGUCAUUUGGUGGAGCCAUUGGACUGAUGUUCCUGAUGCUUGGAUGUGCCCUUCCGGAGUACAACAAAUACUGGCCACUGUUUGUUCUGUUCUUUUACAUUCUCUCUCCAAUUCCAUACUGCAUAGCAACAAGAGUAGUUGAUGACACUGAUGCAACAAGCAGUGCAUGUAAAGAACUUGCCAUAUUUCUCACUACAGGCAUUGUUGUCUCAGCUUUCGGGCUGCCUAUCAUUUUUGCAAGAGCAACGCUGAUUCAAUGGGGAGCAUGUUCUCUGGUACUAACAGGCAAUAUCAUCAUCUUUGCAACCAUUCUGGGAUUUUUCAUUGUUUUUGGCACUAACGAUGACUUCAGUUGGCAGCAGUGGUGAGGGCUGCAUAUACGCAAGCAGAUACUGGAGAGAAACUUCGAAUCAAAAAUGAACUAUGCAAAAAUGUCAACCACCAUCUGACAACAGUGGAUAUAGUCACCUUUGUUGGUCUACACACAAAUAUACACUGGCAGGAGACUUAACAUUAUUUACCUAAGCAUAAUUUAUUCUGAUUUUUUUGCUAGCAAUCUCUAUUACCUUCUCACGUUGAAUCCUAAAGAGGAACUGAAUGAAACUAGAUGCAAAUUUGUAGAAUAUCGUAUUUAAGAAUUGACAUAUUUGUUUUAAGUAUUAUUUUUUCUUUAACUUAUUUUAUAAUUUAAAUAAGAUUUUAAUCUCUGUCAGAAUAUUUACCCUUUUUUGUGCUAAUGUUUACAUAAAAAUACCUUGUGUAUAUGCAGUCAGAUUUUAGUGUUGUGUUGUAAAGUUGAGUCCAAUAUUGCAUGUUUUUAAGCUUUGCUGUUAAUAAAACAUCAGUACAGAGUCAAAAACACGAAAUUUGAUGGCUUUACCGAUAACAAUUUAUCUUGUUGUUAUUAGCAUAUUUAGAAAAGAAAUCAGAACUGUUAGUAGAACAAUAGAUCUUCAUUGAUAUAUUUUUUUCAGUACCUUGUAAAAUCAGACAGGAUUUCUCUGUAACAUAAUAAGUUAGUUCGUAUGCCUUUACAUGUGCAGGUAAUCUUAUCCCCUACUUUUUUACAAUAAUUUCCUUACCAAAGAUGUUAGAUUUAUCAUCUUAUUAUCACCUGGCUUAUUCCUGUAUCCCUCUUAGUUUGGGAGAAAAAUAUCCCUUUACAUCAAAAUGUAUUUAAAAAGGUCUUACUGAAUUAACCUUAUAGUUUAACAUACACUUUCUUAACAAAAGACUACUAAUCAUUUUGUCUGUAUAACUAUUAAACUAUAGUGGAAAUACUUACU